Trypanosoma conorhini is the source of this 1245-nucleotide messenger RNA. RefSeq lists its product as uncharacterized. The coding region runs from base 1 to 1245 and encodes 414 amino acids. The transcript has a single exon. The record is from RefSeq and is a predicted model, not a curated record. NCBI's taxonomy places the organism in Eukaryota, Euglenozoa, Kinetoplastea, Trypanosomatida, Trypanosomatidae.
AUGCUUGCGCAAGGUGUGGCCCCGCGUGUCGCCCAGCCCCCCGUUGUCCGGGUGCCGACGCUGGAGCCCUCGACCGCGUCGUCGCCGUUCACUGGGGCCUGCCUGCGGCGCAGCAGGCUGCACGAGCGGCAGAUGCAGGGGAGCACCCUGAGCGACUACUACCGCUCAAGGCAGGCGGGGAUGGAGCAACAACGCCAUCGCCAUGCCGAUCCGCUGGGGGAGUUGGAAAGCCCCGCAAGGAGCGUGCAGAUUGAAGAGCUUUUGCGCGGCAUCCGCGAGACUAGCACCGCCGCGGCCGCCGCAGUGGAGGAACUGGCGGGCAAUUCGCCUCCACCCCGCCAGACAAGGCCAUCACUGCAGCGAAGAACAUGCGAGACGGAGCAGCGGCGCAGUGCGUCGCCGGAUCGGGCACAUACGGCACGGUCAAGUCCCAUGAGAAGGACGCCGAGGGGCGAAUCACCGGCGCGUCCUGCGUGGAACCAAAACCGUCCAACGCCCCGCGUGAAACCGACGGUGAGUGCUCCACGAACGGAGCCGCGACGGCUGACCCGCGGCGCAAGCGUCGAGAAUCGUAGUCGGCCGUGGAUGGAGGGCAUGAAGCGGACACACACUUCGAAGGAGAGGCUGACGGCGGCGAAGGAGACGGAGCAUCCGAAGGGUGCCGCUGCGACUCAACCCCGGUCCUCCCGUCAACUGCCGCGUUCGGCGAGAGCGGCGGCUCCUAUGGGGGAGGUGGUGUCACCACGGACGGUGUCCGGCGGGGCACGAGGGGCAAGCCCUAGAAAAGAGGAAGCGGCUCUGCAGCCUCGCCUGGGAUUGCUGGAGAACACACUGCAAGACGUGCAACAACGAGCUGUGCGAGCAGAAGCACGUUGCGAGGAGCUGGAGGUUGCUUUGCAGGCGCUGCAACUGGAGCACAGUGAGACACUCUCGAGACUAGAGGAGCGCAAUGUGCGGCUGAGUGCUCAGGUGCAGUACCUGCUGCAGUGGGUCGAACACUUCGAGGCGGCACCUGUCGCAAGGGAGGUUUUUACCCAAGAGGUUGGGGCGGGAGAGGCAACCGACGGCGGAAGCGUCAAGGCCCCCGUCCCGAGUCUUUCGAGCAGCAAGGAUGACGGUGGCUCACCGGAGAUGCACACAAGCGUGAGGUCUGUAGACUCCACAGGCCUUGAAAGGGCUCUUAAGGCGACACCAGUGCGCAUACCGCCUGCCCCGCCCAUGACGCUUCAACUUCAACAUCGAUAG